Messenger RNA from Equus caballus (horse), 3210 nucleotides. Lineage: Eukaryota; Metazoa; Chordata; Mammalia; Perissodactyla; Equidae. The record is from RefSeq and is a predicted model, not a curated record.
UCAUAAAGCCGGACAGAGAGGCCAAGGAAAGAGGCCAGCUGACCCAGAGGCUCCAGGAGGAGAAACUGGCAAAGAAGUGCCCGGAGUGUAAUGAAACUAACGUGUGUCAAGGCCUGCUUGGUGAGGCACUUUGCUGGGUACUCGGACGGUGUUCCUACUUCCCACAAGAGGCCUGCGCGGUAGGCCAGGAGCUUAUUUAAAGACCAGGGAGAGAGGCUGGCCGAGCCAGUCGCUGGGGACACGUGGUGGAGUUGAGGCAGCCUGUUGUCCUCCCAGAUCUGAAGCCCCGUGUGUCACCGGCUGCCUUGGUUUCCCCUUGCUCAGCGCCAAAGCCUCAAACUUCUGAAAAACUGCCUUUGGUUUUAAUUCAACCUAUUUAAUUGUGUUUAUAUGAUUUAAUUUUUAACAAUGGCUGUGUUUAACAACCGGUUGGCAUAAUUCCUGGGAAUCCAGCAACUAGUUCUUUGCAAGCUGGUGGGACACCCCUGCCCCUACUCGGCUGUCUGCCUGUGCUGUUCCAUAUGCCUGGGGUGCUUUUCUCAUCUUCCUUUUAAAAUUUCUUUUUAUUCUGAAAUAAUUAUAUUCUCACAGGAAGUUGCAAAAAUUCAUGCUUUGGGAACAUUUGCCCAGCGCAUCCUCUGAGCUCUGUGCUGUGCAGUCGGGGGGCAGAGGGGUCCCGGGACCGACGAGGCUGGGCAAGUCCUCGAGGAACACCCAGGCUCAGUGGAGCCCUACUCUUGCAGGGCCAACCCCAGAUGGCGGCCUGGCACUCCCACGUCCCCGAGUGCAGGUGUGUGCUAGGGGAUCCCGAGGUGGGCCCAGGGCUGUCCUUUCUGUCCUGGAGUCCUUCACUCCCACAGCAUCCCCACCUGCAGUGGUCCAGGCCUGCCCAGCACACAGCGACCUGGUCCCCGCCCUUUGCCCUUCGCCCUUUGCCCUUCUAGACACACAGCCUGCUCUCCCAGACCCUCUACCUCCGGCAGUCCCUUGUGAGAACUGCCAAUCCAGCAGGGAGGGUGGGGCAGGAUGACCUCCAACCUCUGAAGUCCCACCCUAUCCUGAAAUCCUAAUUCUGCAUUAGCUGCUGUCCGUUCAAAGGCCACCUAUGAGAGCAACGUUGAAGAAAGAAUGGGAUUUUUAUUAGACUGUUUUUAAUGAUUAUUAAAACCAGCCACGUGCAGUGCAUAAUGAUGGCCCCUCUACAUUCAUGAUUUCAUCUUCCCUCUAAGAGGUGAGGGUCGGAAGCCCAAUGGACACAGCCCAGGAGCCGAACAGGCCGGACCUCACACAGCCCGUUAAGCACCGGACUUACUUGGGAUUUGUGCUGACUUUGGGGGCCUCUGGCUCCCAAACCAAGGUUCUUUCUACUCUAAAUGGAUCCUUGGGGAAGAAAACAAGGAGCCCCAAGAAUGGUGGGGGGGCGGGGCUGUGGUGGCUCUCAAUGGGUCCUUCAAGAAGCGGCCUGUGGCAUCUCCCAGCAUUAUCCAGCUGUGGGGAACCCCCACCGAGACUGGGAUUGCCCCUCAGCCAGAGCCCCCUCGGCAGCCUCCUCAUCCUGAAGGUCAAGCUUCCGUUUCCUGGGUCCCUGAAAAGGUCAGAUCGGUUUGGACUUCCCCCUCCUCCAGGAAGCCUUCCCACUCCUUCUGCUCCCCCCUCAGGCUAAGGUCAUGGCCCCUCUGCUCACACUGCACUCCAGACUUUCCUCAGUUCUGUUGUCUCUUGAGCAGGCCUGUGGCCCAUCUUACCAUCAGGGCCUGGCAAAGUCAAGAGUUUCUCAUUGUCCAGCGCACUUCCCGUGUAGACGAAGUGGGUUCCUAAAAGCCAGCCUGUGAUGGGACUGUAGGAGGGGGCUGGGCACAGGGUAUCCCACUGUGGACUCAUUAGGCCCUGGUCAUCGUUGACCUGGGGCUGGGGAAGAAGUCCAGCCUCAGGAGCUGAAAUCUGGCUUCAGAUCCUGAAGCAGCCCCUGACCAGCUCUGCGACCAAGGUCCUGCAGCCCCAGUGUCGCCGCCGCCAUGGCCCCGCAGCAGCUCUUCCGCGCGCUGGUGUCGGCGCAGUGGGUGGCCGAGGCGCUGCGGGCCCCGCGUGCCGGGCAGCCCCUGCAGCUGCUCGACGCCUCCUGGUACCUGCCCAAGCUGGGCCGCGACGCGCGCCGCGAGUUCGAGGAGCGCCACAUCCCGGGCGCAGCGUUCUUUGACAUCGACCAAUGCAGCGACCGCACGUCGCCCUACGACCACAUGCUGCCCAGCGCGGCGCACUUCGCCGAGUACGCGGGCCGCCUGGGCGUGGGCGCCGCCACCCACGUCGUGGUCUACGACGCCAGCGACCAGGGCCUCUACGCCGCGCCCCGCGUCUGGUGGAUGUUCCGCGCCUUCGGCCACCGCGCCGUGUCGCUGCUGGACGGUGGCUUCCGCCACUGGCUGCGCCAGGGCCUCCCGCUGAGCUCGGGCAAGAGCCGCCCCGCGCCCGCUGAGUUCCACGCCGCGCUGGACCCCGCCUUCGUCAAGACGUACAAGGACAUCAAGGAGAACCUCGAAUCGCGGCGCUUCCAGGUGGUGGACGCCCGCGCCACCGGCCGGUUCCGGGGCACGGAGCCCGAGCCCCGAGACGGCAUCGAACCCGGCCACAUCCCUGGCACCGUGAACAUCCCCUUCACGGACUUCCUGACAGACGAGGGCCUGGAGAAGAGCCCCGAGGACAUCCGCCGCCUGUUCCAGGACAAGAAGGUGGACCUGUCCCAGCCGCUGGUGGCCACAUGUGGCUCCGGUGUCACAGCCUGCCAUGUGGCACUUGGGGCCUACCUCUGCGGCAAGCCCGACGUGGCCAUCUAUGAUGGCUCCUGGGUGGAGUGGUACAUGCGCGCGCAGCCAGAGGAAGUUAUCUCAGAGGGCCGGGGGAAGACCGUCUGAGGCUGGGCAGGACGCAGGAAGCUCGGGUAACACUCAGCCACCAGCUGUGCGCAGCCUGGUUGUUCAGACUCUGCUUUGACCGGGAGACUCUUUCUUCCUCCAACUCGAGUGGCACAUAGGGCGACAUCCCAGAGGCCAGGAAUUCGGUUGACUUGUGGGUACCCAGUGGAGGCAGGAGAUAAGGUGGCGGUGGCACACGGGGCCGGGAGCUGCCCACAUGGUGCUGAGCUGGGUUGCAGCCCUACCUCCUGUCUGUCUUGCUCUUGAGGAAAUAAAACAGCCAAGUGCUAAAUCCUUCUAA